AUGACUCCUGACCCAUUUUGUAAUGUGAAUUUUGAGAGUGUAAUUCAUGCUUUGUGGAGUUGUCCUAAUGCCCAAAAAGUUAGGAAAAAAGUGUUGUUCAAGGAGGUUUUUACAAGGCUACACUUUUCCAACUAUGGGGAUUUGUUUGAAGUUGUCACUACGUAUCUUUCGAAGUAUGAAAUGCGCUUGUUUUUAUAUAUCUGCUGGAAUUUAUGGCAAAACAGAAAUAAAGUUGUUGUUGAAGGUCGUUCUUGUGCACAAGAAGUGAUUUUCAACAGAGCUCAUUACUUGGCUAAUGAAUAUGGAAGUCUUGUGAAGGGGGAACCUAAAUUAAUUAUAGAGAAACCAACCAAAUGGUCUCCUCCUCCUGUUGGUAAAUAUAAACUGAAUGUUUAUGCUGCUUUUAUUCCUGAAAUAGGUGUUGGUGGAAUUGGUGCUGUUGUUAGAAAUGACAAAGGGGAAGUGAUGGCGGCUAUGACCUUUCCUCUUGCCGUUGCCACCUCACCUAAACAUGCAGAGAUCAUGGCGCUUCACUUCGGGAUGAAAUUUGCUCGAGAUGCUAGCUUUUCUUCUUUUCUAAUUGAGUCUAAUUCACAAGGAGUGGUAAAUGAUAUAAAGAAGGAUGAGGAAGAGUCGUGGGCAUCAGAUGGGCAUCUUAUUGAUGAUAUUAAGAGGAGUCUGCAACACUUUGAAGAUGUUACUAUCUCUUUUAGUCCAAGAGGGUGCAAUCAAGUAGCUCAUUCUCUAGCAAGGCAUGCGUUUAAUUGUAAUACUAUGGUAACUUGGAUUGAAGAGGUUCCCCUCUAG
Molecule: messenger RNA, 807 nt
Organism: Prunus dulcis (almond)
Lineage: Eukaryota; Viridiplantae; Streptophyta; Magnoliopsida; Rosales; Rosaceae
Exons: 1
Coding region: 1-807 (268 amino acids)
Molecular function (GO): nucleic acid binding; RNA-DNA hybrid ribonuclease activity
Source: RefSeq, a predicted model, not a curated record